AUGAAAAAUUAUUAUUUAAAUUCAAGCGAAAGAGGGAUUAAAAAAGUUAAUAAUUUGUUAUUAUAUGAUCAACCUGAAACUGUUUACGGAUAACUAUUAUUGAAUUAAACUAAUCCAACAUCAAAAAACAAGAAAUAAUUUAAAGAAAUUUAACCGCUCAAAUUACUGGAUGCUCCUAAUGUUACUCAAAAUUCUGAGUAUUAACUAUUAGAUUGGUCAUCAUAAGAAAUCAUAUUCUUAGGAUUAAAAGAGAAUUUGUUCGCACGCAAUUUUAAAACUGGAAUCACUUAAUUAUUAACUCAAUUAGAGGAUGGGAUACUAACUAGUCUUUGUUCUUAAGGUGAACUUAUUGUAUACAGUACUUCUAAUGGUGACCUUAUUGUUAUUGAUUCUGAUCAGAAAUAGCUAUUGUAAUCAUACCAGCUAAAUGAUAUUACAAGAAUGAUUUGUUUUAAUGAUUGCAUUUUGUGUUGUGCAACAGUAAAUAAUGGAAUUCUUUACAUUGAUCUCAGAUAAAAUAAAUAUAUUUAUAGGAUUGGAACAAUGGUUGAUAUCUAUUCGGUCACUGCAGGAUCUCCAAAUAAAGUAUGCAUAUAUGAUAUUCGUAAACCAUAAAUCUUAAUUGCACAAUACAACUAAGAUGGUAGGGCUCUAACUUGGGAUAAAAGAAAACAAAAUUAUUUAUGCGCUGGUGGGUAAGAUUAAACAAUAACUAUUUGGAAUACUGAAGGAGAAUAUAAUCCUCAUCGUAUGAGUGUUGAUUUUGGAAUUACUCAAAUAGUAAGUACAAAUACUUAGUUGCUUUAUUGUGCUGGGAAUAAGUGCUACAACGGUAACAUAAUUAUGAAUCGACAUUAAGACAAAGUUCUUAGAAUAGCUACUUCAACAGAUCAAAGUUAACUGUGUUCAUUAGGAGCUGAUGAGUUAUUAAUAUUUUGGUCUUUAGUUAAUUGA
Messenger RNA from Paramecium tetraurelia, 954 nucleotides. RefSeq lists its product as uncharacterized. Gene Ontology annotation, biological process: anaphase-promoting complex-dependent catabolic process; positive regulation of ubiquitin protein ligase activity; positive regulation of anaphase-promoting complex-dependent catabolic process. The record is from RefSeq and is a predicted model, not a curated record. Lineage: Eukaryota; Ciliophora; Oligohymenophorea; Peniculida; Parameciidae. The transcript is spliced from 2 exons. Gene Ontology annotation, molecular function: protein binding; ubiquitin ligase activator activity; anaphase-promoting complex binding. Gene Ontology annotation, cellular component: anaphase-promoting complex.